CUUUUUGCAUAUACUCAGUUUGUUUUUUUAACAUAAGCAUAUUGGUUUAGCAGAGGCGUAUAUUGAAUUUACUAAGUGUGAUUACCUUAGCAUCUUUGCGGCAAUUUUUUUUAUGAUGCUAUUUUCAAGUCUACUUAUGAAAGGUGCGUUUUGCCAAAUACUUGAUUCAAAUGCCACCAAAUCGUCUUCAAAUCUUAGACUGCAAUGUGAAAAAAUAAUGACAAAGUUAUAAUCACAAUCUGCCAGUUUGAUCUGACAUGAAUACAUGAAUAGAAAACUUUUUUCUUCACAUAUAAUGAAUUACAUAAAUGAUUUCUUUCCUACUGUAGCAAUGUAUAAACACCAUAUGCCUUGUAGAAAGAAUUGUUGCAAGUAUAUCGCACCACCUUUGCUGCCUUUUUUGGAUGAGUUUUUCAAUUAGCUGGCUCAGCAUUUUGCAGCAAUCUUCCUCUAACGCCAUCCAGCUUUCUUCAUGCAGUUAAGAAUCCCUGUUGACAAGUUUAGUAUUUUAGUUACUUUUUCCACGCAACUCAAAAAGCAUUUCAACAAUCCAGCUUUUCUGUUACCAAGAGUUUCUCAGGAAAAAGUUUAGCUGUGUUCAUAUAAAAAGCAAAGACAAUAACUAUCCUAACACAAUAGUUUUUGGCAGUUUCCAUAAAAUUUCUAGUUUCAGGGCCAUUAUUCGGAAAAAUUUUGUCUUUCUUAUGCUGGAACGACAUAAAUCUUUCUCUAAUUUUAAAAAUAAAAAGAUAUAUAAUAAGAGGAACUUUUUUAUAAACUUAUAAUUAGUUAAAUAUACUUUGGAAAGGACUAGUAAAAUGAUGAGCCUCUUAUCACAAAAAUUGAAAUGAAGAAAGCUUUAUUCCUGUUAUUAAACAUAAUGAUAUCAUUUGAUUUGAACAAGUGAGAUUGAAAAUACCGUUGGGUUUCCACAUCAUUUGUCAACACUGUCAUUCCACACAGUCUUGCACUUUGCAGCCCUUGCUUGACCAAACCUUGGAGUAAAGCUUCAUGAAAUUGAAGCAAAAAUUCACUCAGGGACUCCAUAGAUUUUAUGUCAUUGAAGUGCAUCAAAAACGUGCUUCUUCACGGCACUCUCCACAUCAUUUUCUACAAAGAAGUAAAGUAUUUUAAAUUAUUUAGUGAUUCAAAACUAUUUUAGAGUGAAAAAGAUCUCAUUUUAAGUGAAUUUUUAUACAGUCAACUUAAUAUUGAUCGAUUUGAUAGCCUUAAAUGUUGUGUUAUUCUAUGUAAAUGAUUUUUUCCAGCUGUUAAUUUAUGCUAACUGUCAAGGAUAUUAAUGUUCGUUGCCUAUUGUUACAUGCACAGUAUUUGUUUUGUUUGCUUGAAUGAUCUUUUAUGACAUACAGUACUCUGUGAAAUAUAAUCUUGCCAAAAAUAGUGAAAAUUAAUGUCUUACUCGGAUGUGCCUGUUGAAUUCAAAUUUCCCCCAGUAAGAAACAAGAGGUGUUCUCUAUUACUGGCACCUUGGCCAAAGUUUUAAAGUUCUUGGCUUGUUGUUUUACUCACAUUCAUACCAGCACCAUUAAAUUUUAUCAUUCAACGUAUAAUAUUUCAUUUAACCAAAAAAUGAAUUAUGAAAGUCGGAAAAUUUAGCAUAAUCAUACUACAUGGUUACAAUGAAAUGCAAGAAACUUGUAUUGCUUCUUCUUUAUGUAAUCUACUAUUUCUAUUGGUAGCAUUAAUAAAUGACUAUUCUUGAUGUGACGGAUGUAACAUGCCUUUAGAUGCAAAAACGUAAGACUAUUCUCAAUGUGACAGAUGUUACCAACCGUUGUUUUUACUGUGGGGUUUGGCAUAUGAAUGUCACAAAGUUCUUCCAAGAACAAUGAUGCUGCCAAGAGUAAUGAUUCUCUAUUAAAGUGCUACUGCAACGAAAUUUUCGAAUUUCUGUUUUGUUCAUAUUCCGAGACAUCUUUAUGCGCUAAUUACGAUACUGAAAACCGAUUUCAAUUCGGUGGAGUAGAAUUUUUUUUAUGGCCCGUCAAAGUUGGUGAUUUUGGCAGAUCGCGUGCGAAUUUUUCUAGCUGCCUGAUGACGUAGAAAGUAGAACACGAAUUUCAAAGAACAAUGCGGCACGCUAUCCUAACUUCAUCACGACAACUUCAACAUGGCGAGUAGAGUGGAGAAACAGAGUCGAGGAGGAAAGCGCUGUGUUGCUGGUGGCCCUAACUUAGUCAGCUGUGGAAAUAGUCAAUAUACUGAUGGGGUGUCAGUUCACUUAUUCUCCGAUAAAGAAAAAGACAACGCGAGACAUCAGAAAUGGGUCCAAUUUGUGCGGCGUUAUCGACCAGGCUGGGUCCCUUCGAAGACAUCAAUUUUGUGUGGGAGUCACUUUGAGGAAUCUUCCUUCACAAUGCGAAGAGACAUAGCUUUACAGCUCGGAGUUAAGUCUUUUCUCAAGCCUGAUGCAGUGCCAACGGUUCAUGUAGCAAACGAAGCUCCGAAGAUAUCUGAAGAAAUGUCAGAUCGAGAUCGAAGACAGGUGAGCGAAGAUUUAGGCCCUCUGGCCUACUUUCUGGUUUGUUGUUCUUUCACUUUCAGACCAAUGUCCAUCGUAGAACUCAUUUGUUCUGAGUUGUUUUUUUGAUCGUCUAUACUUUUUUUCUUUGCAGAUUGUUCGAAGUGCUAUUAUAACCCCGAAAUCUAUCCAAACGACGACAUCAGACAUUGGCGAUGAUGUAGAAGAAGCAGAUGAUAAUAAAGAAUUGGAUAGCCGAGUCGAAAGCAAUAUUGCUUGUGAGAACUGCAUAUCUUUAGAAUUUUUACUGUUGUAUUGUAAAACUUAAUAGUCACAUUCUUAUUCUCUUAGGAAAUACCAUUCGAAAAAAAUUUUUCAAAAAUGAGAAGGACUGAGGCAAAAGAUUUUAAUAUAAAAGACAUUAAGGCAAUUCAGUUCUUACAUAAAGAGAAAAAGAAGCUCAAGGAACUUAGGUAUUUAUCUUAUCACAAUUGUAAAUCCUACUGUUGCACAGUAAAAAUUUUUUCAUUUUUCAAUUUAUACGCUGCGAAUCUAUCAUUCUUUAAAUUAUUGAAAUUAUUUGAAGAUGGUAUAUUUCAUUUCUGAUUGUUAAGAAAUCUUUUAAUAUUUUAAUAUAAUGUACAGGCCAAUAUAUUCAAUUUUUAUUUCUCUAAUUCUCUUUCAGACCAGGGAUGACUAUUAUUGUCAAAAUCGUUAAUAAUAAGAAGAAAAGAAAAGAGCAGCAGAGGAGGGAAUUUCCUUUUUAUAGAGCUAAAAUAGUAUAUCUGCAAAAAAGGUCAGCAAGUUGAAGAAGAAGAGGGCAGAGCUGUAUGCAGAAAUUGAGCAGGUAUUUCUUUCUUUACCCUUAAAACUGGUUUUGUGUUUCUGUUUGACAUUGGUCAGAGUACAAUCAGUGUUACCCUUCUCUUGGUUACUUCUGUGCAUUCCACAUACAACUUCUGACCCCUGGAGCUUUUUUGCUUAAGAAUUGUAAACCAAAGUAACAUUACACCCACAAUGACAUUACUCAUUCUUCUUGCAAGCUUACAAACACGGAUGUUAUUCCUGAAGACAUUGAUGCAAGUAGCCUUUCAGGUUAUAAAAUGGAUAAUGGUUCCGAUGACAAUCGGCUUCAUGGCGCUUAUGUCUGUCAAGACUUGAGUCUGGAAAAUGAGGAUGAGGAAGACUGGGCAACUUUGGAAGAAUCGGCCGACUCCACAGACACCGAAGAUGAUGGAAAUCAGUUUGUUUCAAGAAAUCUUGUAAGUGUUAGACCUGGGACAAGAGUUGCUGAAGAGCCCAAGUUUGUGGUUUUCUAUGGCAUGUUGUUGGCAAUUUUCAAAACUUUCUGUUUCCGAUGCAAAGCUGACAAUCCUUCUGUUGAGGUACAUCGCACUGGAACAAUGGCAACUGUUGUGCAGAAAUGUAGGCAGUGCAGAAUGCAUUUCCAGUGGAAAAGUCAGCCAUCACUCUUUGGAAAAUAUCCUGCAGGCAAUGUAAUGCUGAGUUUUGGCAUCUUGACAUCGGGUGUGAGAAUAAGCCAGGCUUUGUUGAUGUUUAGACACAUGGGGCUGUCAGCCAUAUCUGGACGGACCUUUUUUUAUCAUCAGAAAAAAUUCCUCUUCCCAUCUGUGCUCCAUCAUUGGGAAAGCUAUCGCUCAUCACUGCUUGAAAAAUUGAGAGGGGUCAAGAAUGCACAAUGGUCUGGAGAUGGAAGGUUUGAUUCUAUGGGUCACAAUGCUAAAUAUGGUGUCUACACAUUGUUUUCCAAUUCCAUCUCCAAACUGGUCCAUUUUGAACUGCUUCAGGCAAAUGAAUCAGGGUCAAGUAACGCAAUGGAACUUGAUGGAGCCAAACGUUGCUUUCAGUACAUAAAGAAUGCUGGUUUGACAAUCACAACAUUCAUAAGUGAUCGGCACAAAGGAAUCGCAAAGUGGAUUCGUGAAUCACAGCCUGAAACCUCCUAUUUCAAUGAUUUGUGGCAUGUCUGCAAAGGUCUCACAAAGAAAAUCUUGAAAGGCAGCAAAGAAAAAGGCUUUGAAGUACUAAAAUUAUGGCUCAAGGGAAUACGUAAGCAUCUUUAUUGGUGUGCCCUUUCUACCAAGCAAGGCUUUGGUGAGUUGAUUGUUGCAAAGUGGAGAUCCUUGAUGCGUCAUAUUGCAAACAAACAUGAUGAACAUCCGAGUCAGUUAUACAACAAGUGUGCACAUGUUGAACUUGAACCACGUGAAUGGAUUCCAAUCGGUACACCUGCAUAUGACAAAUUACUCAAGAUUCUUUGCAACACAACCACUUUAAAAGAUGUCCAGAGUCUAUCAUGUGAUGCCCAGACAAGCUGCCUGGAAGGCUUUCAUUCAACGUUAAAUCACUGGCACCCAAAAAUGGUUCACUUUUCUUGGCUUGGUACAUACUGCAGACAUGUUUUGGCUAUUUCUCAUUUUAACGAGAAUCUCAAUCGUGAAGCACGAACAGCAUUAGAUGGAUCAGUAUGCUACUCAGUUGUUUACCCAAAAUUCAAACUUGGGGAAGAAGUUGUCAGAGAAGUUGCCAUACCCCCUACAUACGCAUAUGUGGACAAUAUAAGAAAUGUUUUGUUCAGCACGCCCUUGGAGGAGCUUGGGAGUGUCCUGGACAAGUACACACGGAAAGUGCCAGAGCCUUUAACUGCUCAGUUCCCAAACAGACGUCAAAAGAAUGAUGCCAUCUCUGAAUAUAUUUUAAAGCAGAGCACUACUACACCAAUGUACCCUACAGAAAAUGAACAAGAAUCCUUGCAAUUAAGCCUAAUGAAACCAGCUGUAUUGGCUGAAAGCACAAGAAAAAGGAAGACCAACCGCUGCUGCAAAAAAUGUGGGAAACCAACAAAGGGGCAUAAACAUGGAAAGUGUGACUGAUUUUUGGUGAAACACUCCAGAUCUCUCUCUUCUUUGCAAAAGAAAGUAUUUGCUUUUAUCAAAAGAGCCUUACCCUUUCGGUAUUUGAAGUCCACUUGUGUUCUACCAAAACUUUUAUUAAAAAAGUGGACCUCAGUAUGGAAAGGAUUAAGUUUAAAAUUUACUGGUUAGAAAUUAGCAAAAGUUAAAUACACUCAAACAAAUAAACUGACUGGAAAUGUUUGAGAGCAACUGCUACUUAUGCUGAUAUUUGGAACAAACAUGUAGUGAAACAUGAGGGCAAAAGCCAUAUUCUGUAGCUUAUUUUGUAGAGCUUUUGGACCCUCAGAUUCAUAAGUUUUGGCACAUUUGAAAUGUUUGCAUAUUUUUACUGAAAAUGAGU
Messenger RNA from Rhopilema esculentum, 5758 nucleotides. Lineage: Eukaryota; Metazoa; Cnidaria; Scyphozoa; Rhizostomeae; Rhizostomatidae. The record is from RefSeq and is a predicted model, not a curated record.